Molecule: messenger RNA, 1593 nt
Organism: Psammomys obesus (fat sand rat)
Lineage: Eukaryota; Metazoa; Chordata; Mammalia; Rodentia; Muridae
Gene: Clnk
Product: cytokine dependent hematopoietic cell linker
Exons: 20
Coding region: 1-1593 (530 amino acids)
Biological process (GO): intracellular signal transduction; cell surface receptor protein tyrosine kinase signaling pathway
Source: RefSeq, a predicted model, not a curated record
AUGGCGGACACCCUUUGCAGAGCCCAGACGUCUCAACACAGAGCCCUUGACCGAAUGCAGGCUGACCAGGCUGAGUUGAAGAUCCCUCUCAUUUGCCAGGAGCCAAGGACCAUGAACAGCCAGGGCAAUAAGAGGACAACAAAAGAAGAAUUCAGUGAUUUGAGAUUCCAGAACUUCUCACUGCUGAAAAAUAGGUCAUGGCCACGUCUCAGCAGUGCCAGAGGGCGGUGUCAGGUGGCUCUCGAACCAUUUCCGGAUCACAGAAAGAACUUGGCUGCUGUCCUGGAUGGAGAAAAAUGCUACAGUGACAAUGACUAUGAAGACCCGGAGCUCCAGCUGCUUAAGGCAUGGCCGUUGAUGAAAAUUUUACCAGCCAGACCUAUACAGGAGUCAGAAUACGCAGAUACACGCUAUUUCAAGGACAUGAUGGAGGAUCCCCUUCUGCUACCUUCCAAGGCUUCUGUCUCCACUGAGAGGCAAACCUGGAAUGUAGGGAUGAGGCGGCAGGAAGAAGUGGACAAGCCCUUCUCCAAGGAUGUCAGAAGCCAACGCUUUAAAGGAUUCAAAUACACAGAGGUGAACAAGAUUCCUUUGCCACCUCCUCGGCCUGCCAUCACUCUCCCCAAGAAGUAUCAACCCUUACCUCCAGCACCACCAGAGGAGAGUGGUGUACACUUCCCUGAAAGACAUGCCUUUUCAGAAGUCCAGAGGGGGCCCAGGCAGAUCAGCUCAAAAGACUGCAGUGAGGUAUUCGGCGCAGGAGAAGGAUCUCAUCGUCAGGCAAAGCCAGAACAUUUUUGCUCACCACCAAACCAGAACACUCAGAAGGACCCACCUGCCAUUGCCAGCUCGUCCUACAUGCCAGGAAAGCACAGUGUACAAGGCAGAGACCAUACAGGCAUCAUGCAACACUGCGCUCCUCAGAGAUGUCAAGCUGCAGCCAGCCGUCACCUUCACUAUCGAGUGCUGCCCUUUGAAAACACAAACAUAGGGAAACCUGUUCCCACAAAGCCUGACGAGAAGGGUGUCCAACGGAAUGAAUGGUACGUUGGAGAAUACAGUCGCCAGGCAGUGGAGGAGGUGUUAAUGAGAGAGAAAAAGGAUGGAACCUUUUUGGUCCGAGAUUGUUCCACAAAAUCCAAGGCAGAACCGUAUGUUUUGGUGGUGUUUUAUGGGAACAAAGUCUACAAUGUGAAAAUCCGUUUCCUGGAGAGCAACCAGCAGUUUGCCCUGGGCACAGGACUCAGGGGAAAUGAGAUGUUUGAUUCUGUGGAAGACAUCAUUGAACACUACAAGUAUUUUCCCAUUACACUGAUAGAUGGGAAAGACAAGGCAGGUGUGCAGAGGAGACAGUGCUACCUCACCCAGACACUGCCUCUCACCAGGCGCUUCUGGACUCAGUAUGAAAAUUCACUUACAGAAAUGAGGUGUGGUGUGUGGAACAAGAGCCAUUAUGAAUACCAGCUUGAAGACAGAGAACAGAAACAGAUGGACUGUGACAUGAAGUGGCCACAGGCCCAGACUUUGGCCUGCUCUGUGAACAGUGACUUCAGUGGAACUAGCAGGGACACGGAGAAUCCUGACUCAUCCUAA